Messenger RNA from Carassius carassius (crucian carp), 1967 nucleotides. RefSeq names its product interaptin-like. NCBI's taxonomy places the organism in Eukaryota, Metazoa, Chordata, Actinopteri, Cypriniformes, Cyprinidae. The record is from RefSeq and is a predicted model, not a curated record. The transcript is spliced from 5 exons. The coding region runs from base 100 to 1776 and encodes 558 amino acids.
AUGCAGCGUUGAUGUCUGGUUAAACGUUGACCAAAUCAGAGUAAAUCAGAGAAAGGGGGUGUGUUGCUGUCUACAGUGCAGAUCCUCCGCGAAGCUAAGAUGACCAAGCGCAAAGGAAAAAGUAGCAAUAAACAGGACGACAGUUUGCUGCUCUUGGAGACGCCAUCUGUAACACCACUGAGAGGAUUUAAAGAAUAUGCAGUCCCUGCCAUUGUUUUCUUUAUUUUCGCUGUCGGGGGAUCAUCAGCAGUCUGGUUCUGCAGCCAGCAGCAGCAAACCAUCGACAGGCUGUCAGAAACAGUCAGUGCAAUGCAAAUUAGGAUAACCAAGUUCCAACAACAGUUAGGGGUGGGUGAUGCACAGAUGGCCAAUGUGGGUGUUUUUGAAGAGCGUCUACGAGCACUGGAAGAGGCCUACACACAGGCCCAGAAAAAGGCAGAUGUUGCACUGGCCACCUCAGAAAAAAUCAAAUCCACUGAUCUUCAAAGCCAAUUCUGGUCUCUUCAGUCUGAGAUGAAUGCCAAACUUUCUGAACUCCAGCAGGAGUCUGUUUCCACUGCAACGUUAAAUGCAAUGGUCAAGAAUAAGACUGAAGAAAUUGAAACUCUGAAGCAGAAGCUUAAUUCUAUCCUUACUGAAAACUCUGAGGUAGCUGUUACCAUUUCUGGACUCACAGACACUGUUUUGGUCACCAAAACACAUCUCGACGAGCAGAUGUCCACUACAGAAGGUCUCAUAUCGGAGUUGGAAGAACAAAGAAUGGAAAUUUUAAGCCUGAAGGAAUCCUUUAUCAGCAACAAGAGGAUUCUUGACAGGAACAGACAGGAAGUUAUGGACAUCAAGGACCUACUGGAGAUGGAACAGGCAAGAAGAUCCCAAGUUCUUGAGGAUCAACUUAUGUCUGUCCGUAGGAGUCUGGAGGAACAUCAAAAAAGUAAUCAUUGCCUUCAUUCUCUCCUUGCUGCCCAACCUGAGAUCGUCCAGAGUCAGAUGUUAUCUGAAAGCCAGCUGUCCAGUUCAGAGGAAAAUAUUCCAGUAGAGGAGCAGCAAGUGGAGCAAGCAGAAACUCAGGAGGAAGUUCCAAUCAAGGAUGAAGGAGAAGAAGCAAAGGACCAAGCCAUUACUAAGGAGGAAGCAGUUAAGGAGUUUCAUGUUUAUGGGGAAGAACCUGUUGAAAGAGAAGCAGAUAAGAAUAAAAUACCAGAGGAAGCUGAAGUUAGAGAAGAUGUUUCUGAAGAGCAAGCCGUAACUGAGGAUGAUGAACAAGCUGAUGAGGUUCCAUUCCAUCAGGAUAUUGUUGAGGAGGAAGCAGUAACUCAACAGGAUGAAAUGCCCGAGGAGCUGCAGGUAUCUGACAAGGAAGUACCAGCUGAGGAGAUUCAGGUCCUCGGGGAAGAAGAACCUAUUGAUAAGCAGGAAGUAACUGAGGAGGAUGUGAUAACUGAGGUCAGUGAAAGAGAUGAUAUUGAGGAGCAAGAAGUAACUGAAGGGGAUGCGAAAUCUAAGGAAGUUCAGGUCAACAUUGGAGAUAUUAUUGAAGAGCAAGCAACUGAGGGGGAUGAAAUAACUGAGGAGAUUCCAGACCAAGAAAAAGAAGCUGUUCUUGCCAAAAAAGACUCAACUUCCAUGGAAGAAACAGGAACUGACACAAGUGUGACCCAGUCUGUCUCUGAAGUUAAGAUGCUUGAAGAUAUCAGUCAGGAGCAGAGGGUGCAGGAGCCACUAGAAGAAUCUGAGAAGCAGAAAAAAUUGGAAGAAAUUGAACAACAUGUGUAAGACUCUGAAGAAGAAGAACCAGCUGAGGAGAUUGUGUAAGAGUUAGAUGAAAAAUGCAUUACUGCCAAUGAAAGUUAAGUUCCUGAGAAGGAUAAUAGUUCAAAAUAAAAUACUUUUUCUGAGGACUUGAAUUGAUCCUGUUUCCCCAAUGAAUUAUGUAAUACACGGUAUUUCACAUUUGUUGAAAUGUU